GCGCGAUCUCGCCUACCCCAGGGAGGUAACCAUGGCAACCCUGCCAAAGUCCAGGUACCUAGAACCCGUCACACUGACAAAGUCAGUGGAAUACUCACCCGAUAGGAAUUUUAUGCUUUGCCCAGGGAGAGGAGGGUGGGCACCGAGCUUUCAAGGCAGUCUGAACGACGCAAAAGCUCUGCCAAAUUGCAACCAACAGUCAGUAACACGUGACGCUCGGCAAAGCUAGCAAUAAAUUAAGCUGUUCGAGAAGCAUGAGAGGGGGGUCCCGUUAGGUAGAGAAGGGACCGCCAACCGCUGACCAGCUUGCCUCGAUUUUAACUACGCCUAAAUUCCAUUUAGCCACAUUAAAUUCAAUACCACACGUAGUUUAUAGGUGACAUAAGAUGUAACGGCUAUGCGGUGCACAGUUAUGUCAUGCGCAGUAAUUUCAUGUACAGGGCGACCCUACAGCAAUGCAAUGACGUCAUAUUCUCUCCCGCAGCAAGGUUAAGGCCAAUCGGAAGUGAAUAGAUUUAAAACCCAAGUAACUGGAAUAAAUUUGUCGAAAGAUGUCCCAUCUAUCGGCAAGAGCUUAUAUUUCAUUUGACUGAUUCGCGAUCAAACUGCGAGUGCGCCCAUCUUCCUCUUACGUGCGUAAACGAAAGCCAAUGAUAGGCGCGCUUCAAACCUGAACCAGAUUGGGUGUUAGUUCCCUACGUGUGGCCCUCACCAUCAUUUAUACAAAAGCGUAAUUAAGGUCACCAAUAAGAUACCGUAGCUAGACCAGCGCGCAGAAGUAGCCGAUCAAAGUAUCGUUCGAUUCCUUGCUCAAUCUCCAAUUCACUCAAGACAAGAAUUCUACAGAGAAAAUCAAAAUCAGGAUAAAAAAGAAUCGACGCUUGGUUUCCUGCUAUAAAGACUGGAUUCCUAAACCCGCAAAAUGGCCCAAGUCGUUCUGAUUUUGUUUCUCGCUACUCUCGGACUGUGCGAUACCACAAAAAUAAUAACGAAUACUAAAAUGACUUCAGAUCCUGUGAAGCUAUUACUCACUCCACCAGCGCCAACUAAGGUCAUCACGCCACCAAAGAACACCCAUCCUGUUAAGCUACUACUCACUCCACCAGCGCCAACUAAGGUCAUCAUACCACCAAAGAACACCCAACCAACAACAUUACCAGUAGCAACCACAGAAGACCCAGCAACGUUGCUGAGAAAAUACCAAGUUUUCCCCACCGAAUGUGGCAUCCAGCAGCACACACCGAAUCCCACCAGAAGAAGACGUAAGCGGGUUGUCGGCGGUCAAAGCGCACAAGAAGGACAAUUCCCUUGGCAGGUGGCGCUCUUGUUUAAGGGGCAGCACUACUGUGGAGGAUCUGUCGUUCACCGUAACUGGAUUGUAACAGGAUCGCAUUGCUUUAAUCCCUUCACGUCACAUGACCCCAAAGACUGGAUCGUAAAAUUGGGAGAACAUCGCCUGCGAAACGAAGAAGUGUUUGAGCGAGCCGUACGAAUUACAAACAUAACGAUACAUGAAUGGUACAAGUCCAUGUGGUUUGAAGGAAUCACGGAUACGCCUCCUACCUACGAUAUUGCAAUUUUGAAGCUGGAGCGUCCAAUAGUGUUUAACCGUCACAUUCAACCUAUCUGCAUAAUGCGACCUGAUACUCACUUUAACUGGGGGCAGAAGUGUACAGUGUCAGGAUGGGGUCACUUGAAGUGGAACGGAUCCCAACCAAACGUCCUCAACUAUGCAGAAGUACCCAUCGUCUCACACAGAGACUGUAAUAAGGAAAAAUCAUACAACGGGACGAUCCACGGGACGGCACUAUGCGCGGGAUACCCGCAAGGCCAAGUAGACUCUUGCGAGUAUGACAGUGGUGGACCGCUGGCUUGUAAGAAGUGUGGGCGCUACUACUUGACUGGUGUUGUGUCGUGGGGUCACGAAUGCGCUUUACCUCACAAGUACGGUGUGUAUGCUCGCAUGGAGGCAUUAACACCCUGGAUGGUGUCUAUUAUAGGGGAAGAAGAAGCUGUCACAGAAGCAAUGAACGUGAGGGUGGGAUAGUAUAGUAGUAUAACAGGUUUAUUAUUGAUUCAUUAGAUUCAUUUUGGUUACUACUGAAGAGAGAUAUUUUUGUAACAUAACGAGUUUGACUCUCACAAAAUGGAUUGAAUUUAUUACGUAGAGAAGAUUUUGUUUGUUUGUGGAAAUGACGUGAGUUGACAAGGAUAAUGCAAUCGAAGUCACGCAAUAUCAUGUCCAGUCACGAGGUGUCACGAUGCCGAAAAACUGAUGUAAGAUCACGGUGGUUGGCAUAUAUGGCGUUACGUUAUGGUACUUGACGUAAAGCGUCACGUCACUUCACGAUGCUAAGCGUAUUGUGUCAGGUCGCAGUGCAAGGCGGAUGGUUUUACCUUACGUAUUCCACAACCAUACAAACUCUUCCUCCUAUUUUUACUAUUAUAUUCAAACAUAUUUUACAACUAGGAACGGAUAGACAGAAUAGAUCUAAUUUUCCCAAUUCAGAUCACGUGUCAUCCCACACGAAAAGACACAUGAUACAAAACAAUUAAAGAAUCAUAUUCUCUUGGGAAUGACGCGGUUUGAAAUGGGAAAAACAUUGUAACGCAACGAAUUCGAAGAAUAAUAGCAUGAAUAAUUUUUUCUUAAAACUGAGACGCACGACGGUAAUGCGUUAACCUUUCUUCUUCAUAUUUUUAUCGCUUAAUUCAGUGCCUUCGUAAGAUAUUACCCCAAAUGUAGUAUUCAACCUAAUACCCCCAUUUCGAGUUCGCAUUUACUCAGUCUUAGCCUCGAUUGUGUACAAAUGUACUAUUUUCUUUUAUUAAGGUCCAUUGUAUAGUAAGGCAUGUGCGCACUACGGAACAAUACGAGUUGAUUAAACUUCCAUUGGUGUUGGUUGAAUAGCUGAACUUUACUCGACGCACAACUGAGGCUAAGACUGAGCAAAAAUUAACUCGAAACUGGAGUAUUUUAGAUGAUAUACGUCAUAAUUUUAGAGUAUUAACGUAAUAUAACAUGACGAUUCGCGUCAUUAUUUUGAAAUAUUGACGUUAUAUUUUGGAAUCUUACGUCUGAUAUUUCCUUUUAUUUGAAGGACUAAGAUUGAUCCGUGUAGAAAUACACGAUAUCUAUUCUAGUAACACUAUCUUAAUUCUAAUUUCGGGAUGAAUUAUCAUCUUAAUAUAUCAUGUCUUGAAAGAAAGAGAGUAAAGAAAGGGACAAAAUAAAUGGGAGAAUGAGACUAAAAAAACAGACAACAUUGGUCUACUGCAUUAGCUAUUCAGAGGUCGAGCAAAAAAACCUGGUCGCGUUGGUAUUGCAGUGCAUUAUGGGUGUUUGUCACAGCACUUCCAAGAUGGCGUUUCCAGUGUGUCCAUGUACUGGAAAAGUCCCACAAUGCAUCGCGAUGCCAAAUCCACCCAGGUUUUACCCAACCACGUCACCGAAUGGCUGAUAUACGAAAAUGAGGACUAGGAUGUAUAUUUGCAUGAUUGUUUCAACAACGAAAAAGUAAGUGAUCGUUUACAUAAUAACCUCCACGAAAAAGCUGGGCUUUUUCAAUUUUAACAAUAAAAAAAAAGAAUAGUUAUUAGUGUAAUUAUAUUUCUAUUAUCACUACCUUUAAGGCUCUUGGCUUGGUUAUGGGGGAUCGAAAUCAAACGACCUAAACCCUAUCGAUAGGUAACACCCGAUUUUCACUACUAAAGCAAGUUAAAUGAUUUAUAUGUGUUUUAUUGAUACUUUUUUGUCCCUUGGGAAUAAAGAGUGGAUCAAAUUGAAA
Actinia tenebrosa (Australian red waratah sea anemone) is the source of this 3788-nucleotide messenger RNA. Its product is annotated as coagulation factor IX. Lineage: Eukaryota; Metazoa; Cnidaria; Anthozoa; Actiniaria; Actiniidae. Gene Ontology annotation, biological process: proteolysis. The record is from RefSeq and is a predicted model, not a curated record. Gene Ontology annotation, molecular function: serine-type endopeptidase activity.